UAAAGCAACAGUAUUUCCUUUCUAUUUUAAUAAUGUAUAGCACCCAUUAAUAGAACACAGCUGUAACGUAUGUGGGUGUGUGUUUCUUGGUGCUAUCUUUCUUUAUUUUUUCAUAAAAUUUUAAAAAUAUAAAAAAGGGAAAAACAAGAAAGAAAAGAGAAUAGAAUAAAGUGGAGGGAAGUUGCUGAUAAGGGAAAGCAAAGAAUAUUAUUAUUGUUUCUUACUCAUAAACAACAUAAAAGAGGGGGAAAAAAAACAGUAGUACAUUUUUUGCUCUGUGUGUGAAGUGGAAAUGAAAAUGCAUAAGUGUUAUAUGGUUUUUAUGCUGAGUGUAUUAUGUGUUAGUUUGUCUAAGGCUUCUGUUACUUAUGACCAUAGAGCAAUUUCCAUCAAUGGACAAAGAAAGAUUCUUAUUUCUGGAUCCAUUCAUUACCCAAGAAGCACUCCUGAGAUGUGGCCAGAUCUUAUUCAGAAAGCUAAAGAAGGGGGUUUGGAUGUGAUUCAGACUUAUGUUUUUUGGAAUGGGCAUGAGCCACAACCUGGUAAAUAUUAUUUUGAAGACAGGUAUGAUCUAGUUAAGUUCAUUAAGCUAAUCAAGGAAGCUGGACUUUAUGUUCAUCUCAGAAUUGGCCCAUAUGCUUGUGCUGAAUGGAACUUUGGGGGAUUCCCAGUUUGGUUGAAAUAUGUGCCAGGAAUUAGUUUUAGAACAGAUAAUGCUCCUUUUAAGGCUGCCAUGGAAACAUUCACAACGAAGAUAGUGAGUAUGAUGAAAUCAGAAGGGUUGUAUGAGAAUCAGGGUGGUCCUAUUAUUUUAUCUCAGAUUGAGAAUGAAUAUGGGCCAAUGGAGUAUGAAUAUGGAGACCCGGCUCGAGCCUAUUCAAAAUGGGCAGCUAAGAUGGCGGUGGGCCUAGACACCGGAGUUCCGUGGAUCAUGUGCAAGCAAGAUGACGCCCCUGAUCCUAUGAUCAACACUUGCAAUGGUUUUUACUGUGACUAUUUCACCCCCAAUAGAUAUUUCAAGCCAAAAAUGUGGACCGAAGCGUGGUCAGGAUGGUUCACUGAGUUUGGAGGAGCAGUUCCUUACAGACCAGCUGAAGACUUGGCAUUUUCCGUUGCUAAGUUCAUUCAAACUGGUGGAUCAUUCAUAAACUAUUAUAUGUACCAUGGAGGAACCAAUUUUGGCAGGACUGCAGGUGGCCCGUUUAUUGCCACAAGCUAUGACUACGAUGCCCCUUUGGAUGAAUUUGGACUAAAAAGGGAAGCAAAAUGGGGACACUUAAAAGAUCUGCACAGAGCAAUAAAACUAUGUGAGCCCGUUUUAAUAAACGGAGACCUUUCUGUUAUCUCACUUGGGAACUAUCAAAAGGCAUAUGUUUACAAGAACAAAACCGGAGGCUGUUCUGCUUUCCUUGCAAAUGAUGACAAAUCUGCUUUUGCAAAAGUGAACUUCCAGAAUCAGCAUUAUAAUCUGCCUCCUUGGUCCAUCAGCAUCCUCCCUAAUUGCAAGACCACUGUGUAUAAUACAGCCAGGGUAGGUGCGCAAACCACAUUAAUGAAAAUGACUCGAGAACCGACAGGAUUUGCUUGGCAGUCAUACAAUGAUGAGACAGAAUAUUAUGAUGAGGAUACCUUUGGUACAGUUGGAUUAUUGGAGCAGUUAAAUGUGACUAGAGAUGCUUCUGAUUACUUGUGGUACAUGACUGAUGUCAAGAUCGACUCGAAUGAGCGCUUCUUGAUAAGGAAUGAACAACCCACACUUACUGCCUUAUCUGCUGGUCAUGCUUUGCACGUUUUCAUCAACGGUCAACUAUCAGGAACCGUCUAUGGAAGCCUAGAAAACCCAAAGAUAACUUUUAAUAAUCCUGUCAAUCUAAGAGCUGGGCUUAACAAGAUUUCGCUGCUAAGCAUUGCUGUUGGUCUUCCAAAUAUUGGUCCACAUUUUGAGAGGUGGAAUGCUGGUGUUCUCGGUCCUGUUAUGCUUUCUGGUCUAAACGAAGGGAGGAGAGACUUAUCGUGGCAGAAAUGGUCUUAUAAGGUUGGACUUAAAGGCGAAAUUCUAAGUCUUCACUCGCUCGGUGGUAGCUCAUCCGUUGAAUGGGUUCAAGGUUCUUACGUGGCUCAAAAACAACCGCUAACGUGGUAUAAGGCGAUUUUUGAUGCUCCGGCUGGGGAGGAACCUUUGGCAUUAGACAUGAACAGCAUGGGUAAAGGUCAAGUAUGGGUAAAUGGGCAAAGCAUUGGACGUUACUGGCCAGCAUACAAGGCCAUUGGUUCUUGUACACCCUGUAACUAUACAGGUUAUUACGACGAGAAAAAAUGCCUGAGCAAUUGUGGUGAAGCGUCACAGAGAUGGUAUCAUGUACCUAGAUCUUGGCUAAAUCCAAGAGGAAACCUAUUGGUUGUGUUUGAAGAACUAGGAGGAAUACCGUAUGGGAUAUCGCUAGUUAAACGUGCUAUAUACAGUGUGUGCUCUGAUAUCUACGAGUGGCAGCCCUCCCUGAAGAACUACCAGAUGCAAGCUUCUGGUGAAGCGAAGAAACCAUUAAGACCAAAAGCUCACCUUUCAUGCAGCCCUGGUCAGAAGAUUUCCAGCAUAAUGUUUGCUAGUUUUGGCACCCCUGAAGGGGGUUGUGGCAGUUUUAGGGAAGGUAGCUGUCAUGCACAUAGCUCAUACGACAUUUUCAACAAGGUCUGCAUUGGCCAAGAAUCUUGUGCGGUGGCAGUAUCACCUGAGGUAUUCAGAGGCGAUCCAUGUCCGAAUGUAAUGAAGAAACUAUCAGUGGAGGUCAUUUGCAGCUGAUUAGUUGAUAGUUUAGAAUAGCUUGAAGCUUUUCUGAUCCUUUUGCAGGGGUUAUUUUUGAGAUAUACAUGUGUUAGGUUCUUUGGUGCUUGUGUUGGAAAUUAUUUAAGAUGACCAUUGCUUUUGCGAAGGGUGAAGUUGUACAGAUAUGCAACACACCAUUUUGGUCCAAAAGCAUUAGUUUUGAAGAACAUUGUAUAUAGAAACGGAAACAAACGUUUCAAGAAUGUCUCUUAAAAAGAGCUUUGUUUUCGAAUGGUAAUAUUAAAGACGCACUGAGGCCGAUAACAAGCCCAGAUGCUCAAGUUGA
Molecule: messenger RNA, 3110 nt
Organism: Erigeron canadensis
Lineage: Eukaryota; Viridiplantae; Streptophyta; Magnoliopsida; Asterales; Asteraceae
Product: beta-galactosidase-like
Exons: 19
Coding region: 293-2800 (835 amino acids)
Biological process (GO): carbohydrate metabolic process
Cellular component (GO): cell wall; vacuole
Molecular function (GO): carbohydrate binding; beta-galactosidase activity
Source: RefSeq, a predicted model, not a curated record